Messenger RNA from Raphanus sativus (radish), 638 nucleotides. Its product is annotated as photosystem I reaction center subunit IV A, chloroplastic-like. The record is from RefSeq and is a predicted model, not a curated record. The coding region runs from base 79 to 510 and encodes 143 amino acids. Gene Ontology annotation, cellular component: photosystem I; photosystem I reaction center. Gene Ontology annotation, biological process: photosynthesis. The transcript is spliced from 3 exons. Lineage: Eukaryota; Viridiplantae; Streptophyta; Magnoliopsida; Brassicales; Brassicaceae.
AAACAAUCUAAAGAACUCACUCUUUCCUGUCGGAACAACAAUACGAAGCAAAAAAAAAAGAAAAAAAAAAUCCCAGAGAUGUCGAUGAUGUCAGCGUCUUCGGCGUUUGUUUUGACGGCUAACGUCACGGCGGCCACCGGCCCUUCGUCUUCCAGGAACUCAGUGUCUUUCUUACCGAUGAGAAGGGCUGGUUCUAGACUUGUAGUCAGAGCAGCCGACGAGGCCGCUCCGGGAACAUCUUCUUCAGAAGGUGCACCAGCAACUGACGUGGCUCCGGCUGGAGCUGCUGCCACCAAACCCAAACCGCCUCCGAUCGGCCCUAAGAGAGGGUCCAAGGUCAAGAUCCUAAGGAGAGAAUCCUACUGGUUCAAGAACGUUGGAGCAGUUGUGGCCGUUGAUCAGGAUCCGAAGACUCGGUACCCUGUUGUGGUCCGGUUCGCGAAAGUGAAUUACGCCAACAUAUCGACCAACAACUACGCAUUGGACGAGGUUGAAGAAGUCAAAGCUUAAAAAAUGAGAGCUGAAAAACAAUUGUGUGUUGGUUUAAUGUUUAUACCAUUCUAUCUGUCUGUAACUCGACUUAUGUACCGACAAGUUUUACCAUUAUUUAAUUCUCGAGUCAGAAAACAAUUACAUCA